AUGGCCCCACUCAAGAUCGUGCUGGAGGGCAAAUCGUCCAUCACCCGCCAACCGGAGCGAGCUGCCCUCGUCUUCGUCGUCCAAACGAGUGGACCAAGCCGAGAAACCGUAUCUCAGGAGGUGACUGGUACAUCUAAUGAGAUCAAUAGGCUGUUCAAAGAGCUGUCACCCAAAGCGGAGACUGGCGAAACGAUUGCAGGCUCACCGGUGACCUCUUUUUCUUCCACCUCCCUACAGACACGAUCUCAAGUGCCGAGAGAUAUGUCGGGCGAGCCUCUACCUACAGUCUACACCGCGACUAUCUCGCUCAACGUACUCUUCCAGGACUUUAAGAAGCUUAACGAAAUCGUCGGAAAGCUGAUUUCUUACCCCAACAUCGAGAUCAAGUCCCUCGAUUGGUGUCUCACCGAGGCGACGCAAAAAUCCCUGAAUUCUGAGUCACGCGAAGAGGCAAUGCGCGACGCCGUUCGAAAAGCAAACGACUACGCUAGGGUCAUUGCAAGAGAAGUCAUUGCGGUGGAAAUCACCGAGUUGGGGGGUGGAGGACAGUUUGAAAUGAGAGCUGGGCAAUACAAUUCAUAUAUGCAUAUGCAGCCAAUGCAGCAAAUGCAGCAACAACAGAUGGCUCAGGCAGGAAUACGUUACUCGUCUUUGGUUGAUUCCCCUGCCCUCAACUCGAAUGCCCAUUUAGGUGCUUCCUCGGGCCUUGAUUUGAGUCCGCAGUUAAUUCGGUACAAGAAUUCCGUGCAGGUUGAAUUUCAGGGCAUAGACAUUUGA
This is a messenger RNA of Penicillium coprophilum, 777 nucleotides long. RefSeq names its product SIMPL domain-containing protein. The transcript has a single exon. Lineage: Eukaryota; Fungi; Ascomycota; Eurotiomycetes; Eurotiales; Aspergillaceae. The record is from RefSeq and is a predicted model, not a curated record. The coding region runs from base 1 to 777 and encodes 258 amino acids. Gene Ontology annotation, biological process: DNA damage response. Gene Ontology annotation, cellular component: external side of plasma membrane.